AUAUUUAUAAUAAAUGGCAUUUGACAAAGCAAUUGUCACGAAAUUCACAACACUUGGAGUCGUAGGAAUCACAUUGGGACUAGCAGUCUGGGGAUUCUUCACUGAUCUUUGCCCUGGUUCAACAUGUGUGGAUCAUGUAAUAAAUAACAUCUUUAUUUGCUUUAAUUUGGUGUAAGAACAUUUCGAAAUAUUCAGCAUACUUUCAAUGGUUUUGUUGCCAUCUGAAUUUUAAGUCAAAUGGAUAAAAGAUGGGUUUGGAUUGAUAGACAAUUUAUUUGGCAGAGGUCUCUAUAUUUUCUUGUAAUUUAAUUUACUAAUGCUAGCAUUGGAUCAUGGGUCUUUGGUUUACAUUCCAGAUAUGUUGACUAAGGAAUUAAAACUUAUGCCUUUGUUGUUUCAAUUAUAGAUUUAUGUGUUGGCGUACUUUACGUGAUAUUUUAUUUUGCAGUAUUUAUCCAUUCUAUAUUCAUAAGUUUGGAGAACCAGCAUAACCAAAAUGA
Paramecium octaurelia is the source of this 500-nucleotide messenger RNA. The record is from the annotation of a GenBank genome assembly. NCBI's taxonomy places the organism in Eukaryota, Ciliophora, Oligohymenophorea, Peniculida, Parameciidae.